This is a messenger RNA of Phragmites australis (common reed), 1179 nucleotides long. Its product is annotated as beta-1,3-galactosyltransferase pvg3-like. The transcript has a single exon. NCBI's taxonomy places the organism in Eukaryota, Viridiplantae, Streptophyta, Magnoliopsida, Poales, Poaceae. Bases 68 to 1081 code for a protein of 337 amino acids. Gene Ontology annotation, cellular component: Golgi membrane. The record is from RefSeq and is a predicted model, not a curated record. Gene Ontology annotation, molecular function: hexosyltransferase activity.
AAGGCCCGAUAAGCUGUGAGCCUACUAGUACCAGCUAAUCAGCCCUGCCCUGAGUAACUAGACCACGAUGAAGCUUCCAUCGUUUCCUUCCUCUCCUAAUUCCUUUGCUCGGGUACUCCCAUCUCCUAGCAUCCCUCUCUUCCUCCUACCCGUGCUCCUCGUCGCGGUCAUCUAUUUGGUCGUCUUCCCCAACGACUUCAAGAUCCAGGAGGUGAUGUUUGGGUCAUCGUGCAGCAACAGCGGCACCCUGGCGUCGGCCAAACUCGCGGGGGGCUACACUGCGGAGCCGCCCGUUGGCCUGCGCGUGUUACUCGGCGUGCUCACCCGCCCGGACACGUACGAGCGGCGCGCGCUCCUGCGGCUCGCCUACUCCCUCCAGCCGCCGCCCGUCGGCGCGGUCGUCGACGUCCGCUUCGUCUUCUGCAACCUCGACAAGGAGGAGGACCGCGUGCUGGUGGCGCUCGAGAUCAUCGCCUAUGGCGACAUCGUCGUGCUCAACUGCACGGAGAACAUGGACGGCGGCAAGACCUACGAGUAUUUCUCCACCAUCCCGCGGCUGUUCGCCGAGGAGCCCUACGACUACGUCGGCAAGACCGACGACGACACCUACUACCGCCUGGCCGCGCUCGCCGACACGCUGCGGACCAAGGCGCGGCGCGACAUGUACCACGGCUACCUGUCGCCAUGCCACUGGAUGCCCGAGAAGCAGUACAUGUCCGGCAUGGGGUACAUCGUGUCGUGGGACAUCGCGGAGUGGAUCUCGGCGACGGAGGAGCUGCGGAACGACCAUGACGGGCCGGAGGACCGCGUGUUCGGGGGGUGGCUGCGGAAGGGAGGCCGGUAUAAGAACGUGUACAACGAGGAGCCGAGGAUGUACGACUACUGGGACAGGGAGAUGCCGGACGAGGUAAUCUGCUUCCGGCACGAGCUCAUGGCGGACACGGUGGCGGUGCACAAGCUCAAGGACCGCCUCAGGUGGGCGCGCACUCUCAAGUUCUUCAACGCCACCCAGGGGCUCAAGCCUUCCAAGAUGUACCACGUAGACUUGCAUUCCAAUAUGUACGACCAUGUAGGAUUGUAAAUGUUGACCCUCGCUACUAGCUAUCUCCUGCAUGCGUGUCCUUGGCAGAGGCUGCACGUACGUAAUUGCUUGUAACCAUGGUAUGCAUCAGCCACUAC